Messenger RNA from Trichogramma pretiosum, 3686 nucleotides. RefSeq names its product epidermal growth factor receptor substrate 15-like 1 (gene Eps-15). The transcript has a single exon. The record is from RefSeq and is a predicted model, not a curated record. Lineage: Eukaryota; Metazoa; Arthropoda; Insecta; Hymenoptera; Trichogrammatidae. Gene Ontology annotation, biological process: endocytosis; endosomal transport. Gene Ontology annotation, molecular function: calcium ion binding; cadherin binding. Gene Ontology annotation, cellular component: clathrin coat of coated pit; plasma membrane; cytoplasm. The coding region runs from base 674 to 2809 and encodes 711 amino acids.
UAUUUAGAAAUAAUAUAAAAUUUCUGAAAAAUGUGUUGCAGUAUGAAGAUCAUUUGAAACUACUUUGAUUUGAACUGGGCUAGUUAUUAGGUCACGAAUUAUUAUUGCUGCAUCACUUAUUUCCAAAGUUAUGCUUUUUUUCAAUUUUAAAAACUUUGGAAAUUUCUUUUUAAAAUGUAAAGUACCGUAAUUUCUAUAUAAAUGUGACUAAAAAAUAAUUUACUGUAUCAAAAUAUACUAAUAAGCAAUCAUUAUUCGUUAGAGGAAGAUGAUUGUUAUUAAUGUAUUGACAGUGAUUUUUAAACUUUGACAGAUGGUAAUAAUAAGUGGGAUCGAUGACCACUGAAUAGCGAAUGCUGAUGCAGCGCCGCCUCCCAUAUAGGUUAGUUUACCUGUGCAGCGGUCGAAAUGAGGUCUCCACUCAUUUCGCUACAGAUCAAUAAAAAGACAAGUCACACACUUGUGAUCGAUUCUCUAGUACACGCCACGAUAAGUUGUCUUUUUUAUUAAUUAAAUAAAAGCCUCGAGAAGAAUGAAAGUAUUUCGAGUAUCGUGAAUGCGGGUUUCAGUGAUUAAAUUCGCUCAUUAAGAUAAAAAACAGUCCAACGUUAAAUCAAAACACAUCCAAAACUUUGUAACGUCCAACCACUGAGUGUUUGUUUACAAGUUUAAUAUGGCAGCCUUACCACCGCCCGAAAAGGUUUCCGGACCUCACUAUGCAAUUUUCGAUGCAUAUUUUAAUUAUGUCGAUGCUAAAAAGACUGGACAAAUUGGAGCUUUGGAUGCUGCUAAAUUCCUUAAAAAGUCCAAUUUAAGUGACAUUAUACUUGGAAAAAUUUGGGAUAUGGCAGAUCCAAACUCCCGAGGAUAUUUAGAUAAGCCAGGAAUGUUUGUCGCAUUAAAACUAUGUGCUUUGUCUCAAAAUGGACACAGCCUGAAUAUGGCUAACAUUUUCAUGGAUGUACCUCCACCUAAAAUGGGGGACAUUAAAAUCCAACCACCUAAGUGUCCUCAGUCUAUAUCACCAGUUCCUGGUGCUACUAAUUGGUCGAUUAAUCCUCAAGAGAGAGCUAAAUAUGAAAAACUCUUUCAUAGUUUAGAACCAACGUCUGGAUAUAUACCAGGUAACAAGGUCAAAAGUGUUCUAAUGGAUAGUAAACUACCGUUAGAAACUUUGGGCAAGAUAUGGGACUUAGCAGAUAUGGAUAAAGAUGGCAAAUUAAAUUUACACGAAUUUACAAUUGCAAUGCAUUUAGUAUAUAAGGCAUUGGAAAAAAAUGCUGUACCUAAUGUUUUACCUUCUGAAUUAUUAGAAAAUAGAGCUGCUCCUCCUAUUGUACCAGUACAGGACCCAAUAACUUUUGAACCAAAACCAAUCAAGCCUCCUAUGCCUGCUGCUCCUGCUAUUCCUCCGAUAGCCUCAAUACCUGCCAUACCUAUAAUUCCUCCUGUACCUACCAAAAGUGAUUGGAUUAUAUCAGCAGAAGAACAAAGAGCAGCCAAUGAGUUAUUUUCUAAAGCUGAUAGAGAUAUGGAUGGAUUCGUUUCUGGAGCAGAAAUUAAAGAUGUUUUUUUGCAGAGUGGACUUCCUCAAACAGUGCUUGCUCAUAUUUGGGGUCUUUGUGACAUGUCUCAAAGUGGAAAAUUGAACAAAGAACAAUUUGCUUUAUCGAUAUAUUUAAUUAAGCAAAAACUCAGUGGUAAAGAUUUACCUAAUCAAUUGCUACCCAACAUGAUUCCACCAUCUCAAAGAAGAAAAUCUCAAGAAGCACCUAUAGAAAAUAAUAAUGUUUGCACUUACUCAAACCCAGAACUAAAUAUGAUAGCCCAAGAGAUCAAUGAAAUCAUUAGAGAAAAAUUGACCAUUGAACAAGAUAUAUCUCAAAAAGAAGCAGAUAUAAAAAUUAAAAAUGGUGAGAUGAAGAGCCUUCAAAGCGAACUUGAUACUCUUGCAGCAACUCUCAGACAAUUGGAUAAUCAGAAAGGUGAAGCCCAAAAACGAUUAAAUGAUCUUAGAUUACAAGUUGACAAACUUCAACAACAAGCAACUGACCAAGAAGCAACUCUCAAAGCACAAGAAGAUGAAUUAAACAGUAAAAGGCAAGAAAUUGAAGCUUUCCGACAAACUGAACAAAAAUUAGAAACUCAACAAACAGAAUUUAAAAACAAACUCAAUGAUUUGACAAAACAACUUGCAUCUAUACAACUUCAAAUAAGUCAAACUAAAGCUGGAAUGACGCAGUUAAAUGAACAGAAGCGCCAAAUUACUGAUGCUAUAGCUCAAUUUGAUUCCGCACUUGCAAUGCAAGAUGCGACAAUGGUUCCAGAUUCAGCACUUUUAUUUAAAGCACUUCUGGAUCCAUCUAUGUAUAAUCUAAAUGGUAAUGCACCACCAGAAACAACUGCUCCAACAGAAGAGAUAAAAAGAGACGCUUACAAUAAUAACCAACAAGCCACUGAUGCAUGGGGCACACCAUCCUUUCCAUCAGAUACCCAAGAUCCUUUUGCUGAGAAAUUUCAAGAACUCCAGGAAAGUGUUAAAGAUCCCUUUGGAGACGAUCCAUUUGCAGCUCUUCAUGCACCAGUUCGAGGCCAAAGUCCUAGUCCAGCUUUGCCACCCAAGAAAAGUAAACAACCACCCCCACGUCCUGCACCUCCAAGACCAACUCAUGGACCUACAUUACAAGCUCAAUCUUCACCUGUUCCACCAUCUAGUAGUCCAGAUCCAUUUGGCGACAAAGCUUUUGGUAUUAGUAGUAGUGCCGCUAUGGAUGGUUUUGCUGAUUUUGCAAAUUUUGAUGGAAAUUAAGGAAUUUCAGAUAAUAUAAUCAUCAUUAUCAAAUAUCAUUAUAAAAUUGAGAUUAUUAUACACACAUAGUAGACCGUUGUUGCAGAGCUUUGAUUAAACUCAUCAUUGCAUGUGCCAUUGAUUACUAUUUGUUUCGUGGAGCGUAUUUUGAAACAAAUUGUGACAGGAUUUUUUGUGGAAUGCAAGAUGAUUUGAUUAACAUAUCUCUAUAAAAAUCGUAAAUAAUCGUCUUAUAGUAUUGGCUAAAUAGGAAAAUUAUUAAUAUUCACCUGCACAACUGUGAGAAUAUAGAUGUUGUUUCAUGAUUAUGUAUGAAAAAUUAACUGUUAUUCAAAAAUGACGUUAAUAUAUAUUGAACUAUUUCAGCGAUUUCAUGGAUUCCCUUUACAGAAUUAUAUGUAUACUCUAAAUAUUAAUAUUUGAACUCAAAGUUGAGUUUAAUAACUUUUUUCAAAUGCUACACUUACGUCAAUGUAUGUACGUAUGUAAGGCAACGUAAAACUAGAUUGAUUUUACGGGUUAAUCUGUUAAUGUAUAUUAAUUACGUUUAUAUGUAAAUAUGGAAGAAAUUUCGUUUUAUUCGUUUUUAGGCUUGAAUUGUUAAGUGGUGAUUCCUAUGAUUACUGUUAGUAUACGUCGACGUAUUUAUAUUUUAUUAUUAUUGUGCAUGAAUCUUAUAAGUUUUAUGUAUGAUGACAAAAAUAACGUUUUGUUUUCAAAAGAUAUUUAUGUACACACCAAAGCGUAUGAAUAUCAAUAAUAAUGUAAUAUCAUGCUUAAACCUCAUUAUCGUUUAUUCCAAUUCUUAUAUAAUAUGUGGUUGUAAUAAUGAAGAAAGUGUGAAAUUGUCAGAACAAAUAAAAAACCAAAAUACAAA